AGAUAACUUCUUAUCUUGAGAGUUAUUUAGUGUUUUCAUAUAAUAUCUGCGUUCCUCUUAAUUUGUAAUUCAAUACACAAAUCAAUUGGGUUUGUCAAGCUUGCUAUAUGUUGUGUAGUGUCAACGAUUUUCAUAGAAGGUGGUGAGAUGAUGUCUUGAGCUGGCUUCUGCAUCUAUUUUUCUAAAGAUGUAAUUCAUUAGUUGUUGUUCCUUUUUUGUUCUGGUGAAAAGCAAGAGUAAUUGUAUACCUAGGCAUUGGCAAUGAUGGUUCGCAAUGCUCAAUCAAGUACCUACAUGAGGGUUGGACACUUGAUCAACAACACCUCUCAAGUACAUUGGUGCUUGAUUUGUACCAAAGCCUCGUGUUGACUUCUCCGGGUCUAUGCUUGGUCCCAUAUGUGGGUCUACUACCAUUUAAUGGUCAAUAGGCUCUUGGACUUGAAGGAAAAAGAAAAAAGUGAGGGUAACUUGGACUUUUAAAACGUGAAGGGGAGGACGGAGAACCGGAGAAGAGAGGUAAAAGUUUAAAUUUAGGGAAUCAUGAGAAAAAAAAAAUAAAAAAGAAAAGAAAAAGAGAGUAAGAAAUGGUCCGAAAUUAUCGAAUCGUUGUUCCGGUGGAAGGAGCGGAAUAUCUCCCGCGUAACUCUGCAAUGUUCUUCUCAUCAUCGAGCUUCGCUGGGUCAUUGUUCCGGAUUUACAAAGAAGUUGUAGGGUGGAUCAAGCUAAAAUGGUUUUGUUAGGAAACAAAUUGGAUUUUAGAAGAGAAAUUCAGGGGCAAUAUCCAUCAUUGGAUGAAAAGAAAGAGAAUAAAUAUUACUUGUUUUGGAGAUGAGAGGAGAACAAUCUAAUCUAAAGGAGUAUUGAAACUCAUGAUCUUCUUAUUCAAAAUGGUGCCCAGAAAGGUACACUCAUGAUUCCCCAGGAACCCUUUAAAUUGGCUUUGAUCUGGUUUUGCCACUGAGUUUUUUUCCUCCGCUUUCCUAUGUAGAUUGGAAAAUCCAGAAAGUAAUGGAUGGUUUCAGACGUGAUUUUCUGAGAAGAGAAAGAAGAAUAGCUUGGGUUCUGUAACAAAGAAGAGAGAGAAUCACCAAAGAGAAACGGGAUAUGGAUAUCUUGGAAGAAAAUAUAUUAAGGCUAUGGAUUGAAUGGGAGCUCAGGGCUUUGGUUCUUGCUAGCCUCUUCACUCAGAUUCUACUCAUUUCCUCUGCAACUAUCCGAAAGUAUACAGCAUCCAGAAAGAUUGGCUUCCUUAUUUGGUCAUGCUACUUGUUAGCAGAUUGGGUUGCAACUUUGGCUCUUGGUGUCCUUGCUAAGAGCCUGAUGAACAACUGUGAAGGGGGUUUUCAAAAUCAGCCUGGUAGCAGCAAAAAUGAUGCUGAUGAGCUUAAAGCAAUUUGGGCACCUUUUCUUCUUCUACACCUUGGUGGCCCAGACAACAUCACAGCUUUCUCAUUGGAAGAUAAUGAGCUUUGGUUGAGGCAUUUUCUUGGACUCCUAUUCCAGGUUGGAACUGCAUUUUAUAUAUUUAUCAUGAGUUCUUUAGCUGAAGCUAAGCUUCGGGUGAUCACCAUUCUAAUGUUCACCGGGGGAAUCAUUAAGUACGUAGAGAAGACAUUGGCACUCAUGAAUGCAAGCCGAGAUAAUUUUAGGAAGUCCAUGGUCACUGAUCCUGAUCCAGGACCUGACUAUGCAGGAUUCAUGGAGAAAUAUGCUCGCCAUAAGAAUGCCGGGCUGAAGCCAAAUAUAGGCAUCUUAGUUGAACCAUCAAAGCCGAUCACUAUUAAGGAUGAAGUACUUGAAAUAGAACUCAUAUUGAGAGCUCAUUAUCUCUUUCGGAUGUUAAAGCGUAUUAUGGUUGAUCUGAUCCUCACUUACCAAGAUAGAAAUGAUAGUCAGUCCUGCUUCAGGGGAAAAAGUUGGGAUGAAGCUUUUAAACUUAUUGAGAUUGAACUUGGAUUUUUGUACGAGAUUCUAUACACCAAGGCCUCAGUGGUUUAUACAUUAAAAGGUUGGAUCCUCCGCUUCAUCAGUGUCUCCUCCAUUAUUGCUGUUUCCAUUAUCUUCUUUGCCUUCACUGAUCAGAAGCAACGAUAUCACAAGAUUGACGUAACAAUAACAUACGUCUUACUCAGUGGGGCUAUUGCUCUCGAGUUGUGGUCACUGACUCGAUUACUCUUCACAGAUUGGACUGUUGUUUGGAUGAUGAAGAAGGAAAACCUCAAUCGACUAGCCAGAUUUUUGUUUAAAGCUAUUUCUCAUGUAAUGCCACCCAAUCAAUCAAGGUGGUCUAAUUCCAUGGCUCAGUACAACCUGAUCGAGUUUUGCCUGAAAGAUCAGCCAUUCUUUUGGGGGAAAGUCAUGGAGCUCAUUCGUGUCAAGGACCUUUUUGAUAAUCACUGGCACAGAACUUACAAAAACAUCUCUAAGGAUCUUAAAAAAUUCAUAUAUGAAUAUCUGGAACACAAUUUGGAAACAGAAAGAUCAGAUCCUGCGUUGUCUCACCAGGAAUUACGAACUAGUAGAGGUCAAUUGGCACUACAGAUGACAAAUGCUGAUGAGAUACUACAUAAUAGCAUCAAGGCUGAAUUUGAUGAAAGCAUUUUGCUUUGGCACAUAGCUACAGAUUUCUGCUAUUAUUUGGAUAUGGAGGGAGAAAAGAAUCAAUCCGAAACAGUGCUGUCCAACCAGAGGAGAAGUAGAGACAUAUCCAAUUACAUGUUAUAUCUUCUUAUAUCACGUCCUUUUAUGUUGACUGCCGGAAUUGGACAAAUCAGAUUUGGGGACACCUGUGCUGAGGCCAAAAGGUUUUUUAACCACAGGAAAAAAGAGAUAGGAACUAAUGAGAAAGAAGCCUGCAUAAGGCUACAUAAGGUAGACACAGAAAUUCCACCUGCACAGUUGAAAGGUGACAGAAGUAAAUCUGUACUAUUCGAUGCAUCCAGGGUUGCAAAGUCAUUGUUAGAGAAGGAACCCGACAUAGAAAAGAGAUGGGACAUCAUAAGCCAUGUGUGGUUGGAGAUGCUGUGUUAUGCGGCAAGUGAAUGCAGAGGAUAUUACCAUGCUCAGAGACUCAGUGCUGGGGGAGAGCUUCUCACCAUCGUCUGUUUUUUAAUGGCCCAUCUUGGUAUAGGAGAGCAAUAUCGUGUAAAUCAAGGCCGUAUUCAAGCCAAGUUAUUUGUAGAUACGCCAAAUGUAAAUGUAUGACUGGUUUUUCCGUUGUUGGGAUUUUUUUGUUAUAAAAUAUACUUACAAAAUAUC
Molecule: messenger RNA, 3258 nt
Organism: Macadamia integrifolia
Lineage: Eukaryota; Viridiplantae; Streptophyta; Magnoliopsida; Proteales; Proteaceae
Exons: 2
Coding region: 1105-3204 (699 amino acids)
Source: RefSeq, a predicted model, not a curated record